Messenger RNA from Cylicostephanus goldi, 366 nucleotides. Lineage: Eukaryota; Metazoa; Nematoda; Chromadorea; Rhabditida; Strongylidae. The record is from the annotation of a GenBank genome assembly.
AUGAGCAUUGCUGUUGAGCACGACAAGCUGUGGGAUUGGCCGCUUCAAGCAAACGACGAAUUUGUCAAUGUCGUAGAAGACUCAACGCAUUUUGAAGUCGAUUUGGAUGCAAAGUAUUUUUCACCAAAAGAAAUCAAGGUUACUCUCGGACACAAUGCUUCUCAAAUUCUCUGUUUAUCGCUGGUAAAAACGAUGGGCGAUCUGCUGCAGAUUCAGAUGGAACAUGAUGGCCUUGAUAACGGUACUACGAAUAUAAGUAGAACUAUAUUGAGAUGUUAUAAGCUACCAGUAGGAGUCGAUGUUCAGAGUUUGAAGAGCAAUCUCACCAACAAGGGUAUUCUGCACAUUUCUGGAAAGAAGUUGUAA